CGCAACAUGCUAUCUAUUUAUGAGUUCAACGAAGACAAGAAUAUUUGGCUUGCAAAGCCUUUUGCAAUCGCAAAGGAUGCACCCCCUGCACCAUCAUUGGUCCAGAUCCUUACGUGGAAUGUCGACUUCAUGGAACAAGGAGUGGACGAACGGCUCGAAUGUGUCCUUGAACACGUACAGUACGAUGUUUUCAAGUGUCCGAAUCACGAAGCACCAGCGCCUUGCGUUAUCCUCCUGCAGGAAGUAAAAGCGGACGCAUUGAUUGAUGUGCUUCUCUGCAACGAAUGGGUGCGGUCUCAUUUCCACGUCACGCCAGCCUCCAAUGAGGACGACUGGCCGUACAGUUCAUACUAUGGCAACAUCACUCUGGUUGCAAAAGGAAUACCUGUUGCGGCCGUGUCAAGCCUGGACUUUGCUAAUUCUAUCAUGGGCCGUACUGCACUGAUGGUGGAUGUGCUACUGACCCCGCGUGGGACACCCGACACGAACACGGACAUAGUCGGAGGCGACGGCGCUUCUGGUGCUCUAAAAAUUCGCAUCGCGAAUGUGCAUCUGGAAUCUUUGCCAUUGGGCGCUGCAAUGCGUCCGCAGCAGCUCAAGCUCGUUGCCGACGCGCUGCAGGAGCCCGGGCUUGAUGGAGGGUUUGUUUGCGGAGAUAUGAAUGCAAUCACGGAACGGGAGCAAGAAAAGAAUUACUCCAAGGAGGUGGGGCUCGAUGAUGCAUAUGUCGGAGCCAAUAAUGAUGGUCAUACAUGGGGAAAUUACCAGACCGAGUACCCACCUGGGAGACUGGAUAAAGUGCUUUAUACACCCGGGAGAAAUCUGACCGUUGAGAAUCCCCAGCGGAUUGGCGUCGGACUGAAGACGAAGGACGGACUGUGGGCAAGUGAUCACUAUGCUGAUUUGUCUGACAUCAUACGUCCUCGUCAAUUUCACACAUUGGCACAAGCAACCGUCCAGAAUGGAUUUGAGGUAUUUCCGCAGUCACUCUUGGGUGCAAAACGCCAAGUUUUCGAGCAUGAUAGCGGCUUCCAUAAGCGGCAACCACUCAUCCCCUUCCGUUUAGCCUCUAUUUUCGCGCUUGCCGCUGCUAUCGGCGUCAGCGCUCAGCAGCUUCACAUCGAUACCCCGAGCAAUGUCGUCCAGUGCCUGCCUCAGCUUCUCACUUGGGGUGGAGGAACUGGCCCAUGGUUCGUUAGCGUGCUUCCUGGCGGCCAACCUGGUGCUGCUGCGCUCAUUGACUUCGGUCAGCAGUCCGGCACGCAGUUGACUUGGGUCGUCAACAUUGCUGCAGGCACGUCUAUUGGUCUUACUGUCCGUGAUCAAACUGGUGCUACUGCCGAAUCCGCUCCUUUCAACAUUGGUUCGAGCAGCGACAGCAGCUGUGUUGGACAGCCCAUUUCUACUGUCUCAGGUUCCUCAACUGGUGCUGCUACUGGUGCAAGCACUGCUUCAGGUGGUGCGACUACUACUGGGUCUUCGUCUGGUUCGACCACCUCGGGUGGCUCUAACAGCGCCACUGGUACCACGACGAGACCAUCAUCCACUGGAAGCGGCACCGGAACUGCUUCAGGAGCGGCGACCUCCUCCAGCGGCGCUGCGAGACCUUUCGCAGAAAUCGGAUCUGCUGGUCUUAUUGGUGCUGUCAUCGCUGCAAUUUUCGUUUAAUUUCCCGAAGAUUCGGUGCUAAUGCGUGCAAUGAUUUGCGACACUGUGGAUUGUCCAAAAGAUAUGAGGGCAUGACGAAUGGACUCUAACGCUUGGUUUUCUGUCUUUUAUACUUUGAACACUCCAUCCCAACUAUCCCUGCCGGAGCGACUCGUCCUAGCUCGUUCUUUCUCUGUCUUACCAUUGCGGAACGAUAGUUUCUCUCUUGAUUCGUAGCUCGAACCUUUACUUACUUUGUCUUUUUAUAUUUUGAAUUUCACUCAUCUUUCUAAACAUUGGGUCUCGAGGUCUUACGUGAAUUGUUUGUUGUAUGGCCUCGCGCCUGCUAGUUCGAUUUUGUUUGUUCUAGACUCUCGUUAAUGGAUGUUUGCGAUUUUCUGC
This is a messenger RNA of Fomitiporia mediterranea MF3/22, 2049 nucleotides long. RefSeq lists its product as uncharacterized. The record is from RefSeq and is a predicted model, not a curated record. Gene Ontology annotation, biological process: double-strand break repair. Bases 7 to 1668 code for a protein of 553 amino acids. Lineage: Eukaryota; Fungi; Basidiomycota; Agaricomycetes; Hymenochaetales; Hymenochaetaceae. Gene Ontology annotation, molecular function: single-stranded DNA binding; 5'-tyrosyl-DNA phosphodiesterase activity. The transcript is spliced from 11 exons. Gene Ontology annotation, cellular component: cytoplasm; PML body.